AUGACUGUUGCCAACAAACCCUCCACUGCCUCUCGGCUACUGCUUAUCAGUGUCCCACGGACGGCAUCGAAUCUGUUGCUUAAAAUCAUCAACGUUCCAGCGCAAUCAACUUUGCUCACUAACGAAAAGGGUGGCUAUUUCUUCUAUCCACCGUUCACCAAAGCCGCUCGUGACGGUCGCCUGAGCAAGCCUUUGGAUGACUGGACCGAGGCUGAGAAGGUCGAAAUUCGAGAUGCCUUGCAGCAAGCAAUUGACGGGCUUGAGCAAUAUUCCGCGCGGGCCGAGCAGGAGGGAAAGAUGCUGUUCGUCAAGGAGCAUGCCUUCUGGUUGACAAAUCCUGCCGCGUUUGAGGACGUGGCCGAUCAUCUUUCUGCCUUUCAACUACAGUUUCCUAGUGUAUAUGGGCCCUCACAGACGUUCUCCCCCUUGAACCGAACGGUCAUGCCGGAUGAAUACCUGCGGACAUGGCGACUGGCAUUCAUUGUCCGUCAUCCGGCCCUGGCUUUUCCCUCUCUCUACCGCGCUAUGAACAAAAUCAUGCAGACCGGAUUCAUGCAGACCGAAGAUACUACCGGCACGCUCACCACGAACCUGACGCUACGAUGGACACGUAUGCUGUACGACUGGUCGCUAGAGCAGGGAGAGGCUCUCGGGGUACCUCUAAUCCUCGAUGCUCAUGAUGUGAUUCACAAUCCGAAGGUCGUCCUCCGGUUCUGUGAGCAAACCGGCCUAGAUCCGAGUGUGGUGCAAUUCAAUUGGGAAGCGAAGCCCCAGGCUCAGGGCUCGGAAGCGUCCGGUCCGGCCUCCCAACCCAUGAAUGAGCAGGACAUGAUGGAGAAGGCAACCUCCUCAAUCAUGCUGUCUACCCUGAACUCAUCGACUGGGGUGAUCAAGGACAAGACUCCGGCCACAGUGGAUCUGGCGACCGAAAUCGGGGUAUGGAAGGAGGAGUUCGGCGACGAGGUAGCUGUGACGCUGGAGAAGGCUGUACGAGAUGCUAUGCCAGACUAUGAAUAUCUCAGGAGUCGACGGGUCACUGCGUAG
Aspergillus clavatus NRRL 1 is the source of this 1044-nucleotide messenger RNA. RefSeq lists its product as uncharacterized. The record is from RefSeq and is a predicted model, not a curated record. Bases 1 to 1044 code for a protein of 347 amino acids. The transcript has a single exon. Lineage: Eukaryota; Fungi; Ascomycota; Eurotiomycetes; Eurotiales; Aspergillaceae.